This is a messenger RNA of Pygoscelis adeliae (Adelie penguin), 1964 nucleotides long. RefSeq names its product zinc finger and BTB domain-containing protein 8A-like. The coding region runs from base 1 to 1443 and encodes 480 amino acids. The transcript is spliced from 3 exons. Gene Ontology annotation, biological process: regulation of transcription by RNA polymerase II. NCBI's taxonomy places the organism in Eukaryota, Metazoa, Chordata, Aves, Sphenisciformes, Spheniscidae. Gene Ontology annotation, molecular function: RNA polymerase II cis-regulatory region sequence-specific DNA binding; DNA-binding transcription factor activity, RNA polymerase II-specific; protein binding. The record is from RefSeq and is a predicted model, not a curated record.
AUGGAGAUUUCUUCUCACCAGUUUCACCUCUUGCAGCAACUGAAUGAGCAGCGCAGGCAAGACUUGUUCUGUGACUGCAACAUCCUGGUUGAGGGAAAGGUCUUUAAAGCACAUCGCAAUGUGCUGUUUGCCAGCAGCGGCUAUUUCAAAAUGCUCCUUUCGCAGGGCUCGAAGGAGACGAGUCAGCCGACGACGGCUACUUUCCAGGCAUUUUCUCCUGACACAUUUACAGUCAUUCUAGAUUUUGUGUAUUCGGGCAAACUGUCUCUCACCGGUCAGAAUGUCAUCGAAGUCAUGUCGGCUGCCAGCUAUCUGCAGAUGACCGAUGUUAUCAGUGUGUGUAAAACGUUCAUUAAGUCGUCGCUGGACAUCAGUGAGAAGGAGAAGGAUCGCUACUUCAGUCUGUCAGACAAAGAUGUAAAUUCAAAUGGCGUGGACCGAUCCUGCUUGUACAGCGCUGGCUGGAGGGCAGAAAGCAGCCCCCCGCAUUCGCACUUAAGUCCAGAUCAAGGGACGUGUAUGAUGGGUGGAAACGCUUGGAGCAAUUUCAGCUACUAUCCGACUUCUCAAAGAAAUGCCCAGCAACAGCUGUCCAAACACGAGCAAAGGCAGGAUUCCAUGAAGAAAUCCCGGCACCUGGGACUGCAGCAACCUUCUGACAUUCCUCACUAUAAAUCGAGCAAACUGGAGGACAGGGCUGCCGAGCCCGCUGGCCGUAUUGCUCAGUCCGAGGAGCAAGUUCCCAUUGAAACAGAAGUUGAAUCUCCUCACGUGGGAUACCAGUACGGCCAAGGGUCUGACGUGAUUCCGAGGAGCUUGGCUGUGUCGCAGCAGGAGCAUGAAUCACCCCGUUCUUCUAGUAAAUCGAAGUCUUCAAAAGCAGACGAGCAGUACGCGAGCAUGCCCUCGAUUCUGGGAGUCAUGGGAAGCUGGGCUGAAGAUGAUCUGCCCAGGAUGAGGUUCAAGUGCCCAUUCUGCACUCAUGUGGUGAAAAGAAAAGCAGACCUAAAGCGUCACCUUCGCUGUCAUACGGGAGAGCGCCCUUACCCUUGUGAGGCAUGUGGGAAAAGAUUUAGCAGGCUAGAUCACCUAAGUAGCCAUUUUCGAACAAUUCAUCAGGCUUGUAAGCCUAUCUGCAGAAAGUGUAAACGCCACGUGACUGAGCUAACAGGACAAGUGGUCCAAGAGGGGACAAGACGUUACAGACUCUGUAAUGAGUGUUUGGCUGAAGCUGGCAUAGACAGCAUUCGCAUUGACUUGGAGGCUGAGGCGCCCCUUGAAUUUCCACAAGAUGGGGAUAAGGAUUCCAGGUGGCACUAUGGGGAAGACAACAGAUCUGAUGUGGAGAUCGUGGAGGACGGGUCAACCGACUUGGUCAUUCAGCAAGUUGAUGACAGUGAGGAUGAAGCAGACGAAAAGGAAGUAAAACCAAAUAUUAGGUAGUUGCAAGACAAGAAUUAGGAAUUCCAUGUAAGAGGGAGAAUGUACUGUCUCGACCAUAAGCCCUCCACCAGCCUGUUGUUACCGUACAGAGACAUACUGGUUUCUUUUGAACAGGUCCAGACUUGCAUGUAUUUAUGGACGUGCCAUUGAGUCCAUUCUGAGUUUUGUUAUCAGAAUACCCAUACUUUUGCUUCAUUAGAAAGAAUCCAUCCUUAAAUGAAAUAAUGGAUGAACAAGGAAACUGAAGUACUACAUGGAUAACUUUUUAUAGUAGAUAAUGGGUCACUUCUCAAAACUUCUUUCAGGGGAGUGAAGUCUAAAUACUUUAAAAAAAAAAAAAAGUCACACAGCACUGUAAACAGCCCACUUUUUAAAUUUGUAGAGAUGUGGGGUUUAUAUGCAGUAUCAUCUGGUGAUAAACAAAGUAUAAAUACCCCACACACCAGAAUAUAAAGAAAACCUCUCUUCAGUAUUCAGAAAUGAAGAUAAUCUUCCAUGAAAUUUCAUGAAGUCUUCAUAUU